AUGGCCAAAGAAGACACCAAGCCAGAGCAAAGGAGAAACCUCCGUCAUAGAUGGAUCACCCCGAGGAAUCUUCAUCUUGCGCAAUUACUAACCGAACCACUAGCUACCAAGCCCAAGCCAUGCUGUGUGUGUAUUCCGGAGAAACAGUCCAGAGAUGAGUGUUUUCUGAUCAACGGAACCGAUAGCGACAAGUGCAAAACGAUCUUGAGCGACUACAAGAACUGUAUGAAAGGCUUUGGAUUCGAGGUAAACUAG
Messenger RNA from Kuraishia capsulata CBS 1993, 255 nucleotides. RefSeq lists its product as uncharacterized. Gene Ontology annotation, biological process: mitochondrial respiratory chain complex IV assembly. Gene Ontology annotation, molecular function: copper ion binding; copper chaperone activity. The record is from RefSeq and is a predicted model, not a curated record. The transcript is spliced from 2 exons. Gene Ontology annotation, cellular component: mitochondrial intermembrane space. NCBI's taxonomy places the organism in Eukaryota, Fungi, Ascomycota, Pichiomycetes, Pichiales, Pichiaceae. The coding region runs from base 1 to 255 and encodes 84 amino acids.